Molecule: messenger RNA, 3133 nt
Organism: Amphibalanus amphitrite
Lineage: Eukaryota; Metazoa; Arthropoda; Thecostraca; Balanomorpha; Balanidae
Product: fibropellin-1-like
Exons: 5
Coding region: 321-2951 (876 amino acids)
Biological process (GO): establishment or maintenance of epithelial cell apical/basal polarity; heterophilic cell-cell adhesion
Cellular component (GO): protein-containing complex; plasma membrane
Molecular function (GO): calcium ion binding
Source: RefSeq, a predicted model, not a curated record
AUUGCGUUUAGUUUCCAUGUCCAAGAUGGUGUGAAAAUGUUAUGGAUAUUUAGCGCCGGAUUUUAAAUAUUUCAUGAACAUUAAUGAAGAUGAAAUGAAUUAAGGGAUACCCUAUGUUAUUGAAGUACGAACAGCAGAUAGCAAUUGAUUAUUGCUAACCGUUUUCAUGGGAAAAUACGUCGUGGCAGUAAAUAUCGAGAAAAGGGAUCUGAAACGGUUACAUUACACUGAAUUAGCCAUGAUCGGUAAUAUUCACAUGUGUUCCAUUUUCUACAUGAUUGUUUUAUAUAUUAUUUACUUGAUAAGAUCAAGAUAUCGUCAUGAGUGACUACAGCAAACUUGCGGUGUCAGCGGUAUUGCUGAUUUUUAUUUCACGGGCAAUAGCAAAUGAUGCAUAUACGGGAGGCCGCUCACCCUCCAUUCCGAAGUGUUCUCCGCCAUCUCUGUGCUACCCCGAUCCUGUCCUGUUUGAAAACUACACCAGACGGCGCGAGCUGCGAUGUCCUGUGGACAACCUGCAUUGCGAUAUACAGUACCAAGGCAGAGCUGAUUGCGUUAUGGUGGACACUGAGGCCGCCUACCGGAACGCCUCUGGUGCCGGGGUGACGGCCUCGUCCGAGCAGCGCUGUCGCUGCCGGCCCGCCUGGAGCGGCGACUCGUGUCAGACGGAACGGGACCCGUGCGCCGAGCACGACCCGUGCGGCGCCGACUGGCGGUGCCGGCGCGACCCCGACCGGCCGCUGGGACUCGGCUGCGGCUGUGAGGCCCGGCCCGGCUGGACGGCGGUGUCAGACCUGAUUCCUACCUGCACGAGAUCCUUGCGACGGACCAAACGCUCCAGUGCCAUGGACGUAUGCGUCCGCAUGCGAAUCUGCAAAAACGGCGGCACCUGCCGUUCGCAAGGGUUCCGGUUCCAGUGCGACUGUGCUCCGGGCUGGCGGGGAAACAGGUGCCAGUGGAGAGCCGCCGUCGUUGAGGAGCGCAACGUGGCACUGCAGAGCUGCAUCAAAUACCGACUCUGCAAACAUGGCGGGACGUGUGUGCCGCUUAGAGACCGCGAGUUUAAGUGCCUGUGUCCCCCCGGAUGGAAAGGCGUUGGCUGCAAAACACCAGAUGUGGCUGGGGGCUCGGUAAGCAGCCAGGUUCAACUGUGUCAAAGAGCCGGCUCGUGCAAAAACGGAGGCACAUGCUUACCUGCUGGCAACGCCUUUAGAUGUGCGUGUGCUAAUGGCUGGAAAGGAAACCUUUGUGAUAAAGUUGCAAACCGUCAGCUCGAACUAUGUCAAAGAGCUGGCUUGUGCAAAAACGGAGGCACGUGCUUACCUGCUGGUAACGCCUUUAAAUGUGCGUGUGCUGAUGGUUGGAAAGGAAAUUUUUGUGAUAAAAUUGCAAACCGUCAGCUCGAACUAUGUCAAAGAGCUGGCUUGUGCAAAAACGGAGGCACGUGCUUACCUGCUGGCAACGCCUUUAAAUGUGCGUGUGCUGAUGGUUGGAAAGGAAAUCUUUGUGAUAAAGUUGCAAACCGUCAGCUUGAACUAUGUCAAAGAGCUGGCUUGUGCAAAAACGGAGGCACGUGCUUACCUGCUGGUAACGCCUUUAAAUGUGCGUGCGUUAAUGGUUGGAAAGGAAACCUUUGUGACCAAGUUGUAAGCCGUCAGCUCGAACUAUGUGAAAAAGCUGGAUUGUGCAAAAACGGAGGCACGUGCUUACCUGCUGGUAACGCCUUUAAAUGUGCGUGCGUUAAUGGUUGGAAAGGAAACCUUUGUGACAAAGUUGUAAACCGUCAGCUCGAGCUAUGUGAAAAAGCUGGCUUGUGCAAAAACGGAGGCACGUGCUUACCUGCUAGAAACGCCUUUAGAUGUGCGUGUGCUAAUGGCUGGAAAGGAAACCUUUGUGACAAAGUUGUAAACCGUCAGCUCGAACUAUGUGAAAAAGCUGGCUUGUGCAAAAACGGAGGCACGUGCUUACCUGCUAGAAACGCCUUUAAAUGUGCGUGUGCUAAUGGUUGGAAAGGAAACCUUUGUGACAAAGUUGUAAACCGUCAGCUCGAACUCUGUGAAAAGGCUGGAUUGUGCAAAAACGGAGGCACGUGCUUGCCUGCUGGUAAGGCCUUUAAAUGUGCGUGUGCUAAUGGUUGGCAAGGAAACCUUUGUGACAAAGUUGUAAACCAUCAGCUUGAACUAUGUCAAAAAGCUGGCUUGUGCAAAAACGGAGGCACGUGCUUACCUGCUGGUAAUGCCUUUAAAUGUGCGUGUGCUGAAGGCUGGAAGGGAAAUCUCUGCGAUAAGGUUGUAAACCGUGAACUUGAACGGUGUCAAAAAGCUGACUUGUGUAAAAACGGAGGCACUUGCAAAGAGGCGACUUCCAGCACGUACCAAUGCGCCUGUGUUACUGGAUAUACGGGCAUGUCUUGCCAAAUUCCCCCCAAACCCGUCAACACCGCCCUCCAGAACUGCAUCAAGCUCAAGCUGUGCCAAAACGGCGGCACCUGUGAGGAAUUUGGCAACACAGCGUACAAAUGCCUGUGUCGAGGCGGUUUCAGCGGUGUGACGUGCCAGGUCCCGCCAAAGCCGGUCAUCCCUCCGGCACUGCAACGUUGUCAGGCCACACGCGCCUGCAAAAACGGCGGCCAGUGCGCCGUCUCCGGUACCGGAUUUAAAUGCAUCUGCACCAAAGACUGGGAGGGCAGCUCAUGCUCGUCUCACGUCAAUCUCUGCACGGAGAAGGGGCCGUGCCAAAACGGUGCCACCUGCCUCUAUGAUACGCGGAAAGGAUUCGACUGCCGGUGCCCACCAGCCUGGCAAGGAGAGACGUGUCAGUUUGCCCGCGACCCGUGCAAGACUUUGGAGUGCGGCAACGGGUUCGCGUGCUCCCGCGACCCCACCUCCCCUGCCGGCUACUCGUGCGACUGCGGCAGCAGACCCGGCUGGGGAGCCACUUCAGGCCAGUAGUGACGAGCAACCAAACUGCAUUAUUAGUGUAUUUGACGUGCAUCGAACGAAAGGAAACAAAAAUUGGGGUAUUUUUACAUAAGCACUAAGAAAAGACACGUUUUUGUCAUGAAUAAUGAAUGUUGCGAACGUUAAACAUAGACUUGUUCUCAGCUCAGACGCAAUUUAUAACGACAAUUCAA